UCUAAAAUAGUUGCAUUGGAACGUUUAGUAAAUCAUUUGAAUGAUGAACCAUCAGCAAACAAUUUAAAACAUGUAAAGAAUGUGGUUGACAAUAUGAAGCAUAUAUUUACUAUCAUUGAGGACAUAGAAACAUCACAAUGA
Messenger RNA from Dentiscutata erythropus, 141 nucleotides. The record is from the annotation of a GenBank genome assembly. Lineage: Eukaryota; Fungi; Glomeromycota; Glomeromycetes; Diversisporales; Gigasporaceae.